Globicephala melas (long-finned pilot whale) is the source of this 5707-nucleotide messenger RNA. RefSeq names its product 8-oxoguanine DNA glycosylase (gene OGG1). Lineage: Eukaryota; Metazoa; Chordata; Mammalia; Artiodactyla; Delphinidae. The record is from RefSeq and is a predicted model, not a curated record. Gene Ontology annotation, biological process: base-excision repair, AP site formation; base-excision repair; nucleotide-excision repair. Gene Ontology annotation, molecular function: damaged DNA binding; 8-oxo-7,8-dihydroguanine DNA N-glycosylase activity. Gene Ontology annotation, cellular component: nucleus.
UGUGGGGGGCGGGGGAGGAUACGUAAGGAGGAAGGACGGGAGUGUCGGGACAGAGUGGGAGGGACGGAGCGUUGGUGAACCGCAAGGAGUGGGGCCUUUGGGGAGUGGAGAAAUUGAAUAAAACUGGGCGGGCCUUAAAUAAGCAAAUUAAGAGGCUAGGAUUUGGUGGGCGAGGCCUAGAGGGGCGUGACCUUUGGGGCGGUGUCUCGGCGGAGCGUUGAGCUGCUUUGAGUGGGCGAGGGCAUCAUGGGGCGGAGCCUGACGUGGAAAUGUUAGCCCGCUCCCUUCUGCAGCGUAGCAUGAGACAUCGCACUCUAGCCUCCGUCCCGGCCCUGUGGGCCUCCAUCCCCUGUCCACGCUCUGAGCUGCGCCUGGACCUGGUUCUGGCUUCUGGACAGUCAUUCCGGUGGAGGGAGCAAAGCCCUGCGCACUGGAGUGGCGUGCUGGCCGACCAGGUAUGGACACUGACCCAGACUGAGGAGCAUCUUUACUGCACUGUGUACCGAGGGGAUAAGGGCCGGGUUGGCAGGCCCACACUGGAAGAGCUAAAGGCCGUGCGACAGUACUUCCGGCUGGAUGUCAGCCUUGCUCAGCUGUAUCACCAUUGGAGUUCUGUGGACCCCCACUUUCAAGAGGUGGCUCAGAAAUUCCAAGGUGUGCGACUCCUUCAACAGGAUCCCAUUGAGUGUCUCUUCUCCUUCAUCUGUUCCUCCAACAACAACAUUGCCCGCAUCACUGGCAUGGUGGAGCGGCUCUGCCAGACCUUCGGACCUCGGCUCCUCCAGCUUGAUGAUGUCAUCUACCAUGGCUUCCCCAGCUUGCAGGCCCUGGCUGGGCCACAGGUGGAGGCUCAGCUCAGGAAGCUGGGCCUGGGGUAUCGUGCCCGCUAUGUGAGUGCCAGUGCCCGAGCCAUCCUGGAAGAACGGGGUGGACUUCCCUGGCUGCAGCAGCUGCGCAAGGCGCCCUACGAGGAGGCCCAUAAGGCCCUCUGCACCCUGCCUGGGGUAGGCACCAAGACAAGCCCCAGGCUGUGCCCGUGGAUGUCCACGUGUGGCAGAUCGCUCAAUGUGACUACAGCUGGCACCCCACCACCAAGGAUCCGAGCCCCCAGGCCAACAAGGAACUGGGAAGCUUUUUCCGGAGCCUGUGGGGACCUUAUGCUGGCUGGGCCCAAGCAACUCCUCCCCCCCACCAGGUGCUGUUCAGUGCUGACCUGCGCCAACCCCACCGAGCUCAGGAGCCACCAGCAAAGCGCAGAAAGAGAUGCCCAGGGCCGGAAGGCUAGGUGGGGGCGCUGGACGAAGGGAUGCCCCAAAUACCCCUCCCCACCAUUCCCCCUUCUCAUCCCCAUUCAGUCUCAUGUUGGAAAGGGGGCUCCUUGCAGCUACCUCAGGGGCCAGGCACCCUCAAAUCAAGCAGUUUGCGUGACAGUGUGGGAUGGGAGUUGUCUGGGGAGACAGAGCUACCUGUGGUUUUAACCUCUUCCCUUUAUUAUAAGAAGGAACAAUAAAAUAGAAACAUUUGUAUGGAAAAUGCAGUGGAGGGGCUGUAGGGAAAGGGGUGCGGAGCGGGUGGAGCAGGGUAACUCCCCAGUUCAGGGAGGGGGGGAGCAGGCUGCCCCCAACCCCUCCUACACGGGGGAUCCAGGCCCCUAGAGCUGGGGGGCCAGUGUGGGAGACAGUUCCGGGCCCGGCUCCACGCAGCAGUCUCGACAGCAGCAGCUGGCCACCGGCCCUACACGGGGAGAGAAAGCAGAGUUGGCCACAGGAGGAGACCCUCUGCUCUAGUGUGGGUGCCUCUCUGUGGACCACCCUUGCCCUUCCACAGAGCCCAGGGCCUCACCCCCAGCUGCUGGGGCCAGCAGCUCCCCGUGGCUCGCUGUCUGUCCCUGCCCCUCCUGGCUGGUGCCCAGCUGUAGCUUCCUCAUGUGCCGCACCACGGCCGUGGCAUUGAAGGCUUGCUGUGGAGAGAGGCAGAAGAAGGGACUUUGGAGAGAGCAGGACAUCACGGGGCAGGGUCUGGUGGUGUAAUUCUCGCAGCAGUUCUGUUAGUUUUAUUCAGGCAAUAUUGGUUGAUCGCCUAAAACUCCCUGAAACAUCUACAAGGCUUUAUUAAACUAUAUUCAGUCAUAUCAUAUAGUAAUACACACACACACAUGUAUAAAAUGUAUAUAUAGAUAGACAUGCGUAACUUUUUAUAUAUAAUUAAUUUAUAUUCACAUAAGAGUAAACAAUAUAGCAUUAUGUGUCAGGCACUGUUCUAAGCACUUUACAUAAUAGUUCAUUUAAUCUUCACGAAUGUCUUUGAGGUGGGCACUAUUACUGUCACCAUUGUCAAAGGAGGAAACUGAGGCACAGAGAGGUUAACUAACUUGCCCAGGUGUGUGUGUUAUCAUUCUCUAUUCAACCUAUCCACUGAGAUGUCCCUCAAAUUUACCAUGUCCCAAACCAAAAUCAUCCCCUAAAACAAGUUUCUGCCCCUGGGAUCUCCAUCUUAGUGACGGUACCGCCAUCUACUUCAUCCCCGACCAAAAUUUUGGGCCAGCCCUGGACAUCUCUUCUCUCCCCCAGUAUCCAUUGUACCAUCACUUCUUGUCAGUUCUGCCUCCCAAACGACUCCUGGACCAACCAGUGUUCUCUGUUCGCAGUGCCACUGCUCUGGUCCAAGCCCUCACUGUCUCCUGACUAUGUCUCUGCCACAGCCCCCUAAAGGGUCUCCCAGCCUCCUCUGUGCCUUUCUGCAUCUUGAGAGCCCUUUCUAAUGGGCAAGUUCCAGCUGAAAAUCCUUCUGGGGCUCCUCAGCAUCCCCAGGAUCAAAUCAUUGCUCCACUGUGGCCCCCGAGCAGCCUGGCCCCUACCUGGGUCUGCAGCCUGGGCUCCUGGCCCACAGCUCCUCCAGUCCAGCCAGGCUUAGCGCUUACACUGCCCUGAAUGGCUGCACUCUCACGUCUCCUGGCCCUUUGCACCCUGGUUCCGUCUGCCUCAGACAUUAUUCUGCUGUGCCCAGCUAAUUCCUACUCGGCUAUCACGUCUGACAGGUUUAUGCCCCUUCCAGGAUCUCGUGGCUUGGGUUCGAUGUCUCCUUAAGAAGUAUACACUGUUCUCCCUCUAGACUUGGAGGUCAGGGACCAUCACUGGAAUAGAGUAGGUGUCAGAGCAUUGAAUGAAUGAAUGAGGUUCUUCAGUAAGCACUCCUGAGCAUUUACAGUGUGCCCCACAAGGUGCAAGCUGCUGUGUGAGCUGAGGGCUGGAUGGGGCUGGGGAGGAGUCCUGGGGAGGCUGGGACCCAGGACUAAACGUGGGCUCACCUUCCACUUGCUCUUGGCAAAGUUCUUCUUGAUCUGCUCGCUCACCGACUGGUGAAUAUUCUUAUCUAGAGCUGUAUCUCCUGCAAUCCUAGAGCGGAUGUGUGUGGAGGGUUGUCAGUGAAGGUUGAGGCAGGCCUGGGGGCCCCAGAUCCCACCCCAGCCUGCAGCUUGUGGGAGCUCUCACCAGGGGUGCUGCAAGGCCUGUUCACAGGUGAACCUCUUCUCUGGAUCCUUCUCCAUCAAGUGCCGGAUGAAGUCUUUGGCUGAAUCCCCAAGACAAGAGCAAAGACAGCAUGGUGGUGCCUGAGAACACCCCCAAGAUAGAACCCACCCCUCAGGUCUGGCUGGCACCGAAGCCAGAUCUGUCCAUUCACCACCCCACCCUACCUGCACCCUUUUCUCUAAGCCCCCAGGCCCACCCCAACCCUCCAGCUUUCUCCCUUAAGAAUAACUUGUUCCUAGAGAAGAUUGUGCUCAGUGUAUUCACACUGAUGUGUACAUGACUGAUAAUGGCUUCACAGCUUUGCCUCCUAAUCGGAGGCACAGGAAGACAGAUAAAAACAUGAAUGGUGGUGUCUUAGGCAUUAGGAAGUCUGUGGGGGGAGGUAUUUUCUAAAAUACUAUGUUUGAAGACCGAAUGAAUGAAAGCCUACAGUUUCUCAGGCCAGGAGCCAGGCAAAGAGAAGCACCCAGGGUGGGUGUCUGGUCUCGAAGACAGCUCUGUUAGUCUGGGGCUGGGGAAUCUGGUGGAAGGAAGGCAGAGAGGAGACCCCUAAAGCAGAUGAGGAAGGCACCGGAGGUAGGACCCAGGGGAAGAAAGCAAAGCCCCAAAUACCAGAGUCAGAGAUGUCGUCCCAAUAAGGAGAGUCAAACUCGUACUCGGCCUUCAAAAUCUGUUCAAAGAGUUUGGCAUCGUUCUCGUCAUAGAAGGGGGGAUAACCACAGAGCCUGGGCAAGGAGAAACUCAUUCUCAUUUCCAUUUUCAUUGUACCCACUGGCUCCAGGAUGGAGCUUUGGGGCAGUCUCAGGGAUCAGGCAGGACCCACAGGAAGGAGUUCCCCCUUUUACAAAGGGGGGAAAUUUGGCCCUCUCUGCCUUGCUCACUCCUGUCCAGCUACCCUGGCUUUCUGUUCCUUAACAUGCCGCCAUCUGUCCUUCCUCAGGGCCUUUGCACUUGCUGUGCCCUCUGCCUAAACCAUUCUCCCCCCACACCUCGAAUGUCUGGCUCCCUCACUUCAGUCAGGAUGCCACUCAUGCCACCUCCUCAGAGAGGCUCCCUGACCUCCUAUCUACAAUAGCAUCCAACCCCAUCUCCCUCCCCUGCUUGAUUUUUCUUCUUAAUAUUUCUUACCACCUGCCAUUAUUUUAUAGAUUUACUUAUUUAUUUUCUGUCUCCCUUACUAGCAUGUCUGCUCCCUGAGGGCAGGCACCUUGUCUGUCUUAUUCUCUGCUAAAGCCCCAGUGCUUGGCACAGUGCCAGAAACGUAGUAUCUGUUGAGUGAAGUAAUAUUAGUCAUUAAUUGGUAGAUAUAAAUAUGGAUGGCAGGAAAGAAGAAAUGGCAGGGAGGAGGAAGAGAGCAAAGUAGGGGAGAGAAGAACUCUGAAGCCACAUCCCCAACGGCCAAGCCCCCCACUCACAGGAUAUAGGCGAUGACCCCAAUGGACCAGCAAUCCACUGCCUUGCUGUAGGGCUUCUGGGCCAGCACUUCAGGGGCUGUGGAGGGAAGGGGACAUGGUGGUGACAAAUCUGCCCGGCAGCUUUGGGUUCCUCCCCCGCCCACAGUCCCAGCCCACGGCCCUCCGCACCCACGUAUCCUGGGGUCCCGCAGGCUGUGGAGAGCACACUGCCGGGGUCUUCCAUCUUGGAGAGGCCAAAGUCGGAGAUCAUGAUCUUGGAGUCUUCAUCCAGGCUGUAGUACAGCAGAUUCUCUGGCUUGGAAGAUGGGAGGUGGGGGAAGAGGAGUGGGAGAUGGCCAGAGGCCAGCAGGACCUUCUGCCUCCCCAAGCACCCCAGCGAGCCCCCCAAAAGCCACUGUGGCAUCACAGCUGCCAUCUUGGUUGGAGGCACAAGAAACUCAAUUAAGUUCGAAGUUCCAAAAGGACAAGGGCCUCGGGGAUAUGGAAGGGAAUUUCCUAUAAACCUCAGCUGUGUACUGUGACACCCUAAAGAAUUUUUGUGCGCCAGAUCCUGUCUUGUGCUUGAUUUCAGUUUAUCCUUACCACAUCCCUGCUAGCCCACUCUGAAUAAUCCCACUUUACAGUGGGGGAAACUGAUGCCUUGAGAGGCAAAGUGACUUGCCUGAGAAUCUACAGUUAGGGAGGGGAGUGGCAGGGAGAGAAUUCAGACCCAGAUCUGUUUCACCCCAGCACUCUUCUAGAGCAGAAUGAGAUGUACUACAA